AUGGUCGCUAUUCACUCAGCCGUCGUGGCUUUGCUGCCCUUGAUACCAUCAGCUCUUGGCCAGACAUGCACUAAUAUUGCACCCGUCAAUGCUGCCACUUUUGCUCCUGGGUACGAGGGACGCGUGGUUGUUAAUGGGCUCAAGGGCCCUCGCGGUCUUAUCUUCGACAUUCAGGGCAACCUACUCACGUCCGAGCAGUCUGCCUACGGUGUCCGUUACAUCCAGCUCACCGAUAACGGCGGCACGAAUAUCUGCGUGAAGUCACAGAAGCAACUCAUCGCAGACAGUUCGCUCAACCACGGCAUUGCGCUUUCGGCUAAUGGGAAGAAGUUGUUUGCAUCAUCAAAAUCCACUGUAUACAGCUGGGACUAUGACGGCAGUACAGGAACUGUGAGUAAUAAGAAAACGGUCAUUACGGGGAUGAGCACUAGCGGACACGCGACUAGGACCCUCUUAGUGCCAAAAAGCCAGCCCAAUAUUCUUCUCGUACAAGUCGGCUCGAAUGGCAACCUCGACACGGGUGCUGCCCAACCUUCGAGCGGCAGAAGUCAAAUCCGGAUAUUCAAGCUAGCCGAUAUCGAUGCCGGUCCAAAGGCAUACACAACGGGCGAAAUUCUAGGGUACGGCAUUAGGAACAACGUAGGUAUCGCUGAGGACCCUCAUGGUGGAAUCUUCUCUGUCAACAACGGUAUGGACGACAUGACUGUCAGCGGAAAAGACGUCCACAACACGAACCCUUGCGAGGAGCUGAACUACCACGGAAGGAUCAACGACACCUCCUCUGCUGAGCGUGGGAAAUCCUACGGCUACCCCACCUGCCAUUCCAUCUUCGAUCCUUCAGUGCUUCCAUCUCCAUUCAACACUCAAUUCAAAGUCGGUGACACGAUCACCAACGGUGCCUCGAGUGCUGCAUGCACACGAGUCGCACCCAAGCUUUGCUUCCCCGCCCACACCGCUCCGCUAGACCUCAAAUUCAAUGCCGCGGGAAGCGCCGCCUACGUUACAUUCCACGGAAGCUGGAACAGGAAUCCGCCAGAUGGUUACAGGUUGAGCAGAGUAGCGUGGAAUCCUCAGACUGGUCAGCCGGUUGCCAAUGUGACGAGUGGCGCGGGUGCAGCAGAAAACAUCAUGGUGAAUGCAAACAACAAUGCAGGGUGUCCGAAUAGGUGCUUUAGGCCGGCAGGAUUGGCUUGGAGUCCGAGUGGGAAGUUGUUUCUCAGUAGUGAUACGACGAAUGAGAUCUGGGUCAUUGGUGGAGCGAAUUGA
This is a messenger RNA of Paraphaeosphaeria sporulosa, 1266 nucleotides long. RefSeq names its product soluble quino protein glucose dehydrogenase. Lineage: Eukaryota; Fungi; Ascomycota; Dothideomycetes; Pleosporales; Didymosphaeriaceae. The transcript is spliced from 4 exons. The record is from RefSeq and is a predicted model, not a curated record. The coding region runs from base 1 to 1266 and encodes 421 amino acids.